Tachysurus vachellii is the source of this 1081-nucleotide messenger RNA. Its product is annotated as putative C-type lectin domain family 20 member A. The transcript is spliced from 5 exons. The record is from RefSeq and is a predicted model, not a curated record. Lineage: Eukaryota; Metazoa; Chordata; Actinopteri; Siluriformes; Bagridae. Bases 164 to 1081 code for a protein of 305 amino acids.
CAGAAUCUCAAAGUCAUGUAAAUAAGCACAAGUAGUUUGCUUGUGGAAGAAAAACAUCCUGCUCAGUCAGAGAGCUCAGAAGAACAGUGAGGUGUGUUAGUGCUGCAAGACUGAUCAUCUACCUCCUUCAGAUUUUAGUGAAUCCUCCAGCAACACAUAAGCAAUGAAGCAUCAUCUUUUUGUGCUCCUGCUUUUCACAGGUGUCCUUACCCUUGUCCUGUCUUUCUCUCGUAAAUACUAUCUGAUCCAGCAGAGCAAAACAUGGAACGAUGCUAAGGCUUUCUGCCGAGCCACAUACACUGACCUGGCUAUCAUCAAAACUAAUGAAGAGAUGGCCCAACUUCAGAACGUUUCACAGACACAACAAUUCGGAUCCAAUGCUUGGAUUGGACUGUACACUAACAUCAACAAGUGGCAAUGGACAUUGGACAAUGAGCUGCUUGGAAGCUAUACACCUUGGUCUAAUUGGGAGCCUAAUGACUGGCUAGGAAAUGAACGUUGUGUCUCUAUUAUCCUUAUGGAAUGGGUUGAUGCACCAUGUGAAUGGCAGAUACCAUUUGUGUGCUUUGAUGACAGGAAGACUGGAGCUGACAGGUACAUUCUUAUUACUCAGUCUAUGAUAUGGUAUGAUGCUCAGAGUUACUGUAGGCAGUACCAUACAGACCUGGCCAGUGUGAGAAACACAACAGAAAACUUAAUUGUUGGGGCAUUGAACACUCUGAUGUUCACUUGGAUUGGCCUUGUGAGAGACCCCUGGUAUUGGACAGACCAGACCACCAAUGUGUCCAUCAUUAAGUGGUCAUUUGGAUCAGUUAAUGAUUAUCUGAAGAAUAAAAGUUGUGUCUAUUUAAAUGGUGGUCUGUCUCAGGCUAAUGUAGAACAGUGCUCAAACAUACUGCCUUUCUUCUGUUACGUAUUCCCAACACAGAAGAAGACCAUAAGAAUGAAGCUGAAGUCCAGUAAGGAUGUGAAUGAUCCUAAAAUAAUGACAGCUAUUGAGGAGAAGGUGGGUUUCAUCUUCACUCAACGUACAGUCACCUUCUCAUUACUGCAGCCAGACCUCGAGCCUUCAUCACACUGA